Prunus mume (Japanese apricot) is the source of this 1426-nucleotide messenger RNA. RefSeq names its product nodulin MtN21 /EamA-like transporter family protein (gene UMAMIT12). The record is from RefSeq and is a predicted model, not a curated record. Gene Ontology annotation, molecular function: transmembrane transporter activity. NCBI's taxonomy places the organism in Eukaryota, Viridiplantae, Streptophyta, Magnoliopsida, Rosales, Rosaceae. Gene Ontology annotation, cellular component: membrane.
GUGUGGCAAGCUUCUAAUAUAAAAAGGGUUGAAGCUAGACACUCUCAUCAGCUUCCUUAUGUAGGUGAAGUCUGCAUUUUUGACAGUUGAAGGAAGAGGUUAAGUGGGAUAAUAUAUCUACACAAAAAUGAGCAACUUUGGACAUGGAUUGCUUGAAAGAGUCAAGGCUGCCAAGCCUUUCUUUGCUGUUAUUUUCUUGCAAUUUGGGCUUGCAGGCAUGGAUAUUCUCUCCAAGGCUGCACUAAACCAGGGGAUGAGCAACUAUGUGCUCGUUGUCUACCGCCACGUAGUUGCCACUGCUGUCGUUGCCCCUUUCGCGCUGAUCCUGGACAAAAAAAUAAGACCGAAGAUGACGCUUCCAAUCUUCAUCAAGAUAAUGCUGCUCGGCCUACUGGAGCCAGUUAUUGACCAAAAUUUGUAUUUCAUGGGAAUGAGGUACACAACAGCAACGUUUGCAGCAGCUAUGUGCAACAUUCUCCCUGCCCUUACUUUUGCAAUGGCUUGGAUUCUUAGGCUUGAGAAAGUAAAGUUGAAAUGCAUCCGCAGCCAAAGUAAGGUGUUUGGGACUGCAGCAACAGUUGCAGGUGCCAUGAUCAUGACACUGGUGAAGGGGCCACUGUUAGAUUUGUUUUGGACCAGAGGAACAACUAGCCAUGAACAGCAAACAGGUGGGGCUGUAAGCCUCCAAAGCUCAAUCAAAGGUGCCAUAAUGAUCACAAUAGGCUGCUUCUGCUGGGCCUGUUUCAUGAUUCUGCAGUCAAUCACAUUAAAAACAUACCCAGCUGAGCUCUCCCUUUCAGCUUGGAUAUGCCUGAUGGGCACACUGGAAGGAACUGCUCUAGCGUUGGUGAUGGAAAGGGGAAACUCUGCCGUUUGGGCUAUCAAAUGGGACGCAAAGUUAUUAGCAGCUUGUUACAGUGCCGUUUUCUGUUCUGGGCUAGCUUAUUACAUUCAAGGAAUUGUGAUGAAAUACAGAGGCCCUGUGUUUGUGACAGCUUUCAGUCCCCUAAGCAUGGUUAUUGUUGCUGUCAUGAGCUCCUUCAUUUUGCGCGAGCAACUGUAUCUGGGAAGGCUACUCGGUGCUGCAGUCAUAAUCACCGGCCUAUAUAUGGUUGUAUGGGGGAAAAGCAAAGAUUACAAGUCCGAAACACCGACAAUCGAAGAGGAAGUAGCAUCAACAAAACAAGCACAAGCAAAAGAAAAUCCCAACCUUCAGGCCAUCACAAUUGCAUCGUCUGGCGAAUGAAUUGUAACGAAAUGACCAAAUGACUAGAGGAAUCUAAUAUCUUCAUAAAUUUUUGCUUUCCUCAUUUCUUUCAUCAUCCACAGUUCCUAAAGAUAACAAUAGUUAUAAACAUUGCAGCACUGAAGGUGAUGCAAGGAAAAUGACAAUAGUACCAGAAGAAAAAAAAGAAUUUAUGUUCAA